AUGAAGCUGAUCAUCAAAGAAAAAGCCGAAGAAGUGGCUGAAUUUGCAGCACUUUAUGUUAUGAAGAAAAUAAACAGCCAUAAAUGCGGCCCUGGACGAUUUUACGUCUUGGGACUACCAACAGGUGGGGAAAAUCUUUUUUUUUUCUACGUUUUUAUCUAUUUUCAAGGUUCGACGCCACUAGGAAUGUAUAAAAAGCUGGUAGAAUACUACAGAAACGGCAGAGUUUCGUUUAAAUAUGUAAAAACUUUCAACAUGGACGAAUAUGUCGGUAUGUUCGAAAGGAAGGAUCUUGUGAUAAUUUUAUCAGGUCUUCCACAAAAUCACCCAGAAUCCUACCACUCUUUCAUGUACAAUAACUUCUUUUCUCACAUUGAUAUCGACCCAAAAAAUGUUGGUUUUAGAAAAUAUAAAUACUAUUUUCGUAGAUUCUAGGUACAUAUUUUAAAUGGAAACGCAUCCGAUUUCGAUUUGGAAUGCGAAAAUUAUGAAAAAAUGAUCAACGAGGCCGGCGGAAUCGACUUGUUUGUUGGAGGUGAGAAAUUCAAAAGAGUAAAUUUUAGACUUGUUUAUUUGAGGCAUUGGUUCUGAUGGUCACAUUGCUUUCAAUGAGCCGGGAAGUUCUUUGAGCUCUAGAACCAGGAUAAAAACUCUCAACGCCGAUACUAUUCAGGUGUAUUAUAAGUUUUUUAAAAGUAAUAAUUCAUUUCCAAGGCGAACGCUCGGUUUUUCGGCGGGGAUUUGUCCCAAGUGCCGACCCAAGCAUUGACAGUUGGGGUUCAGACGGUUAUGGAUGCGAAAGAAGUUUGUUUCGGGGAAAAUAAAGGGUUCGAAAAAAAUUUUUUUUUACAAGAAACUGAAAAGAGAGUGGAAAGAAAUUUUUUUGAUGAAGAAUCCUUGCUUGAAUUUUUUCAAAGAAGUUUCAAGAAAAAUUUUGAGAUCGAGAGCUUUUUCCAGGGAUUUUUUUGUCACUUCGGACCAGCUUCAAAAAAAUAAAUAACUAUAAAAAAACAUUUUCAAGAAAAAAAUUACACGCUAAUGAAAAAAAGUUAAAGUUAAAAAAACUGAUAGAAAUUGAAAAGGAAAAAAAUUUUUCGAAGGAAACUCUGUAGUCCGUUAGAACAUUUUUUUCGUUUUAAAAAAUUCGUCAAGCCUAAUUUUCCUUACUUUUUUCAAUAUGCAUGUAUAAUUUCACACCUGAGUUAUAUUUUGUUUUAAUAGAUCGUUCAAGCAUAAAAAUUUUCGGUUUCGAAAAAUUUCAUUCAGGCUCCGUAAAGGGAUCAAAAAUUUCAUCUUAAAAACGCCUAGUUUUUAGGAUAAAUUAUAAUUUUUCAAGGUGAUGAUUCUGAUCACCGGCGCACACAAAGCUCUCGCCCUUCAUCAGGUUUCCUUUCUAUCGUUCAAAGGAUAAAAAAUACUUUGAAUUUCAGGCGAUCGAAGGCGGAAUCACCCACAUGUGUACUGUAUCUGCGAUGCAAUUGCACAGGACCGCGAUGUUUGUGGCGGACGAAGACGCGACUCUCGAAUUAAAAGUGACAUUACCUUUUCAUACAUAGGCAAAGUCGGAAGAGAUCGAAAAAGGCUCCAUAAAAAUGUUCUUUUUAGGUUAACUAAGGUUUCCUUUUUGCUGUUUUUUUUUUGCGCCAUUUCAUUGGCUCUUGAGUAUCAUUUUUGCUGCCUUUUCCUUUUCCACCUUUUCUUGAGCCUUUUAAAUCCUGGAAAAACUGGAAAUCCCGAUAAAAGAACCCUUUUUGAUGCCUUUCUGCGGCCAUUAUCCACCUUAGCCCGAGUAUUCACACUAAAAUCCAAUAUUUCAGGUGAAAACGGUCAAGUACUUCAAGGGACUCAUGGGACAUCACAUGCAAUUGGUUGAGUGA
Molecule: messenger RNA, 1877 nt
Organism: Caenorhabditis auriculariae
Lineage: Eukaryota; Metazoa; Nematoda; Chromadorea; Rhabditida; Rhabditidae
Source: the annotation of a GenBank genome assembly